Parathielavia appendiculata is the source of this 2734-nucleotide messenger RNA. RefSeq lists its product as uncharacterized. Gene Ontology annotation, biological process: intra-Golgi vesicle-mediated transport. The record is from RefSeq and is a predicted model, not a curated record. Gene Ontology annotation, cellular component: COG complex. The transcript is spliced from 4 exons. NCBI's taxonomy places the organism in Eukaryota, Fungi, Ascomycota, Sordariomycetes, Sordariales, Chaetomiaceae. Bases 48 to 2333 code for a protein of 761 amino acids.
CGGAUUGCUUGUGCAACAAAUCACAAUUAACAACCAUCAUCGACACAAUGAGCGCCCCAAUGACCCCGACCGCGCCGGCCGCCGACGAGCCCUCAUACAUCGAUUACGAAGCCUUUCUUGACCCGUCGUUCUCCCCCUCCUCCUUCGCCAACACCCUCGUCCUGGCGACCAACAACCCCAGCGACACCCCGCUCGACCUCUCCACCCCACUCUCUCGAGUCCUGUUCGACAUCCAAGAAAUCGACUCCCACAUCGACCUCCUCACAACCCGCUCCGCCCUCCCUUUACUCACACACACGCAAUCUCAGACCGCCGCCAGCGCAAACAUCCUCACCGCCCUCCAGUCCCAAAUCACAGCCCUCAACGAGAGCUACGCCCAGCUCGAGCGCGAAGUCACGCACAAGCACGCCGAGGCGGACGAGGUGCGCAAUGUGGCGUCGCGACUGUGGACGACGCUCCGGCUCGGCCGCGCCGUGGGGCGGUGUCUGCAGUUGGGGAGGCAGCUCGAGGCGCAGCAUACCGAGCUGGCGGGGUCGGUUGGCGCGACGGCGACGACGAGUGCUGCGAGCGCGCGCGUGCGGGUGGAUCACAGGGCGUUGGUAAGGUGCGCGCAUACGCUGCUUGCGCUGAGGGAGAUGUUUGCUGGUACGGAGGUGCCUGGGGCGGAGGGGUUUGGGUUGGAUAAGGUCACGGUCGUGAGGGGGUUGAGGGAGGGGGUGGUGAUGCCAAUAGAGAGGGCGGUGAAGGAAUCGGCCGAGAGGAUCGUGAGGGAGUUUUCAGUCGGGAGUGCGUCGGGGGCCGCGACUUUUGCGCAGUCGGAGGAGGUGAAAGCGAGAACAGUGUCUGCGCUGACAGCAUUGUAUCUCCUUACCCCAGUGCCGGGAAAGAGUGGGGAUAAGUGGGCCCCGACGUGGAUGCUGCAGGCAUUGGAGGUCUACUUGAAGUCCGCAUUGCAAAGUAGUAUCGCUGGGCUGUCGAGGGCAUUGGCGACGUUGCCAAGCUUGGAGAGGACGUUGGCUGAGGUCAGCGCGAGAUGUCAGAAUGUGGUGGCGCUGGAGGCGGUGUUGGAAUCAACCAAGGCGCCGGAGCAUCCUCUGUUGCAGGGAAAGCAGGCUCAGCACGCGGGUGGAAACAUGCUUCAGCCGCUGUUGGCGCAUCUGGAGACGGGUUCGCUUGCCAGCUACUUCUGGCGAACCAUGGCGGGUAGUAUGGCACCCCGAGUGCAGGAGAUCGUCGCCAAGGGAGGAGUCUCUGCUCGAACUUUGAAGACGAACCGGCAGAGUGUGGGGGAGGCCAUCAAGGAUUGUGUGGCCAAGGGCAGUCAACUGCCCAGCGCGGUCGCUGCGGCAGCCAAAGGGAAGGGCAAGGGCAAGGAAGCAGAGGCCACGGGGAAGCAUUGGGAAAGAGAGGUGGCCGUCAUGCGCCGCGUCGGAGUCCCGACUGUACGACUCCCGCCGGCCGCCAACGCACUUAUCGACGCCACUAGCUGGGCCGAGAAGGUUGGGCCCCAUGUCAAACUCAGCCGGCCGGGUCUUGGCACGCCGUUCUACGACUGGACAACUGCUGAGCAGAAUGCCUAUAUGUGGCUCCUGGACAUAAUCGACAAUCCGCAAGCGUUAGCAUCAGCCUUCAAUUUGAACUAUGAGCCAAGGACUGAAGAGGGGCUACGCAACCUGGCACUGAAGGAGAAGAAGACCAUCGCGGAGGCAACCCUCUGGGCGAACGUUCGAUCACAGCUCACAAGUUGGCGGCCGCGCAUCUUCUCGCCCCUUAACGGCCUCGUCUUCGAGAAGGGUCGGUUUACCCAUUCGUUCAACCGAAGGCCGACAAAGGAGCACAGCAUCGCUAUGCAAAAGGCGAAGCAGAAUCUAGACGAGUUUCGGGGAGAGUUUGACAAGGCCGUCGGAGCGAAGGAUGAGAAGUCUGUGAAUCACAUCAAAAGCUGGUGGCAAUCUCGAGCACGUGCCAGGAAGCCAAGAUGGGUCGAUGACGCUGGUCCUAGUCGCGCCAUGGCCCCCAGCAAGCCUACCCAGCAAGAACUUUCCCAGAUCGCCGAUCAACUGCUCAACCUGAGGCUUAACGACCAAACCGCGGGAAAGGCAGCUCCCUCCGCGAGGCAAGCGAACGUAAGGAAAAGCUCAAGUCGCGGGGCGUGGCUGACCCAGGCAGGGCUGGAUAGGAUGCGGUCAACGAAGGGGAUGGCAAUAACGAGUCCCAACCUCCGCCGCGACCGGUCUUCAAAAGUCAGCCAAAGGGCCAUGAGCGUGGUUGAGAUGCUCUUCUUCCACGAGUCGGCCCAUGACCAUGCUGGCGAAAUGGACUGGAAGGACUGACUCCAUUUCACGGGAGAGAUUGGAUUUUCGGCGGCACUGUUGUACGGUUCGGUCUGGAACUUAACCCCAGCCGGUGACAACUUGCUGACAAGUUUGACCACGGACAAAAUCUCGAUUGAAAACCCGCAUUCGACGCCUAAGAUGUCCUUUUGGCGAGUAGACACUUGGAGCCAUAGGCGGACGCACAAGUAUCCCUUCCAGGAUGCCUCGUCUCUGGAGGAGAGGUAGGAGCGAAAGUGUUCAGCCAAGGUAGCUGGUAUCAGGCAGGCAGCCUGAGAUGGAUAAGGGAGAUUGAAUACUGUAGGUAACAGUUAUGGUUUUUUUUUUUUUUUAUCUCGGUAAGUGAAUGUCAUUUAGAAGGUGAGUCAGAUGAUGUGAAAUAUAUGCCAGUGAUUUUCGAU